AUGACGAAAAAUCUAAAACGAAAACAGUCACAAGAGCUGCGAGAGAGCGACGACGGUGCUACCCAGCCUGAGCCGCUCAUCGCCCGUGAAAUCACACCCCGAGACGACAAGCAGCCUUCGCAACUCGCUCGUCUCCCUCACGAGCUUCUUGUUCAAGUACUCUACCCGCUUCUUGUCCACGAUGAGCCGCUCUUGCUACUUCCCAAGGCGCGGUUUGUCCCAGUCAAAAAGUCGUCCACCACCCGCGGCAGUGCUGCCUGGUCGCCGUUGGUCAGCAUCCUCCUCGCCUGCCGCGCCAUGUACUUUGCGGGCAUCCAAAUGUUUUACGGUCGCAACACGCUGCGCUUUGUCGAGGCGCUUCACUUUCGAAAGCUCGUCGAGACAAGACUGGGCUACGACCAGCGCUGCAGCGUCACCUCUAUUCGGCUUGAUGUCGCCUGGCAAAAGAGGGGACGGAGCAGCAGCAGCAGCAGGAGCUCGGCUUGGCGACUUUUGCAUGAAUGCGAUGUAUGUGCAGAGUGGAGGGAUGUGCUUGAUCAACUUCCGAAUUUGAUCAAGAUUGUCGUGAGGAAUGUGACGGAUUUUAAAAAGGCGGAAUUGAUGGCGCAGGUGGAUAUCAAGGCCUUUGAGGCGAAAAUGAGGGAGGAGAUUGGGCCAGGAAAUGUAGGAUUGCUGACGUUUGAAUGGCCGACAGGUGCUUCCGAUGCUGAAUAG
Beauveria bassiana ARSEF 2860 is the source of this 714-nucleotide messenger RNA. RefSeq lists its product as uncharacterized. The record is from RefSeq and is a predicted model, not a curated record. The coding region runs from base 1 to 714 and encodes 237 amino acids. Lineage: Eukaryota; Fungi; Ascomycota; Sordariomycetes; Hypocreales; Cordycipitaceae. The transcript has a single exon.